Molecule: messenger RNA, 2244 nt
Organism: Colletotrichum lupini
Lineage: Eukaryota; Fungi; Ascomycota; Sordariomycetes; Glomerellales; Glomerellaceae
Product: rhamnogalacturonate lyase
Exons: 7
Coding region: 1-2244 (747 amino acids)
Biological process (GO): carbohydrate metabolic process
Molecular function (GO): carbohydrate binding; catalytic activity
Source: RefSeq, a predicted model, not a curated record
AUGCAGCAGCUAGCACCAUAUGUCCUCGGGGAUAGCUUGGCGAUCUCGAAAAAAAACCUAGUUGCGCUCAGAGCUCAAAGUCCGGGCUACUCCUCAAAUCCCAAUCAGCCGCUCUCCCGAAAGGAGCGAGGCAAGACUAGGUUGAUAUCUGAAUUUCCACCCAUCAAAGCUCGCCGUUUGCUAGCAGCUAAGCUUACUUGGAUUGCGGGGAACGGGGUAGGCGAAAAAGAAGCAAUACGAACCAUGCGCUUCUCUUCCCCACGGAACCCACGAACCACGAGGGGUAAGAAUGAGGAGAAGAGCGGCACCGGCGUGCCGGUUGCGCGGCUCAAUGCUUUUUUGUCUGCCAAGAUGAGAAGCAGUCUUUUCGCCGCCGCCCUUGGAGGGUUGAUUUCGAGCGCCUUCGCGGCCCCGACACAGACCGAACCUUUCCUUAGGCAGGUCGAUAACCAGACGUGGAUCAUUGGCAAUGAUGUGUGGAACAUGACCCAAGGUCUCAAGUACGGCGUGAAGUUGUACUACAAAGACCGCGACCUGGUCGGAAACGCCGUUGGCCACUACGUAAGCUACAACGGCGCCGCAAACGACAUCGCCUGGUCCUCCGCGACCAUCGCCAAAAAGGGCACCUACGAAGGAACCCCCUUCAUCGACGUCAAGUUUACGGCAAAUGACGGCGACUUCCACUGGGUCAUCUUCCAAGGCCUCGCCGGCGCCUACCAGUACUUUGUCAAUCGCAAUUUGCCCACCCUGGGCGAGUUUCGCACCCUCUGGCGCCUCGACAACACUACUUUUCCCAACGGAAAGACGGACCUCCACGACAAGCCGCUACCGAAGCUGGCUGACUACCUACCUGAGAACAAGGUCCAAGACGAGACCUGGCGCACGCCUGAUGGCACGGGGUACAUCACAAAGUACGACUUCUCUGACUUCAUCCGCACGCAAAAGUAUUAUGGCGUGUAUGGCGAUGAAGUUGGGAGCUGGUAUAUCAAUGCCGGCAAGGAUUACUACAAUGGCAACCACUUGAAGCAGGAGCUCAUGGUCCACCGUGAGAGUGCCACCGGCGAUGCCGUCCAACUCAACAUGGUCCACGGCACCCACUUCCAAGUCUCCGCCGUCGAUGUCUUCCCCGUCGGCAAGAUGUGGGGUCCCUGGCUCUGGUAUCUCAACGACGGUUCCAAAUCCGACGCAGACUCCCGCGCCGCCUCCGAAUUCGCCUCUUGGCCCUACCCCUGGCUCGACGACGCAGCCUACCAAUCCCGCGGCACCGUCAGGGGCAAACUCCUCCUCUCCGACGGCCGCCCCGCCGCCGGCGCCGCCGUCUUCCUCGGCGACAACCACCCCAACAAGACGGCCCUCGACAUGGGCUCGGACUACUACUACACAACGUACGCCGACGCCUCGGGCGCCUUUGAGAUCCCCCACGUCCGCACCACCUCGGCAGGCUACGCCCUUCAAGCCUGGUCCGCCGGCGCCGCCCUCGCCGACGUGACGACGCACAUCCUCUUCAACGACGUCCACGUCACCGAGUCAGGCCAGACGACGGACCUCGGAACGCUCAACUGGGCCGUCUCGAAGCGCACCAAGCUCUUCCAAGUCGGCGACUUUGAUCGCACAUCCCUCGGCUUCGCACACGGAGGAGACCCGUAUUUCGGCCACGCCAUCAUCGCCUCGUGUCCCGAGAACAUCGUCUUCCGCGCCGCUACCACCGGCAGCAACAGCACCUGCUCCGCAAGCAAGACUUCAGACUGGUGCUACGGCCAGACCUACAAGGGAAACUACACAAUCUCUUUCCGCAUCCCUACCCUACCCGACCCGGCCCCCGCGUCCGCGAAUCUCAUCGUCUCGUUGGCGGGCUACUCCACGGGCGCAAGCAGCGUCGUCCUCGCCAACGGGCAGCAAGUGGGAAACCUCACCAGCGGCGCCGUGGGAGUCGACUCCACGUCGGGACUGCUCAACGACCCGUCCGUGUACCGCAGCGCCACGGCGGCGGGCGAGUGGCGUCUGUUUGAGUUCCCCGUCCCUGGUGCGCUGCUAAAGCAGGGGGAGAACGAGGUCACGUUCCAACUUACGCGGAAUACGACGUGGAGAGGUUUCAUUUGGGAUAGCAUUGGAAAUGUUCCCCGAGCAAAAUUCGUUCACCAAGGCGUCGGUUUCGGAAAGACGAGUAGUCGAAAGGUGAAGCAAAAAACAAGUCAAGGCAUCUUUGCCGAUUCAACGGCGUUCGUGUUCCAAUCAAACAUCUAA